AUGUUCCUGCUCCAUUCUCUUCUCGCCGUCUGCUUUGUUCUUCUGAUCCCCAAUGGAUCGAAUCAAGUGGAAGUGAGACUUCUCGCUCAUCACUGUUUUGUAACUUUUCAAUUAUAGGUUCAUGUGUGCGACACCACCAACUCAAACAACUCGUAAGUGACUUGCCACGUCAUCAUUACACCAACUCGCCCUUUCACAGGUUCAUCUACUGCAACGGGCCGAUAUUGGACGCUGUAAACUAUCAUGCAUUGUACAAUGAUUCGAAAGAGUUUGUCGAUAUGCCGUUAAAGGCCGAACCACGUAAGGAGUCCUUGCGGUGCCACGUCAUUAUGUUUUCAUUUUCCAGUUGAUGUUUACAACGCGUGGCUCGCAAAGUUCGGAAAUUCUUCAGCCGCCAGUCUCAACAAAACAGACGUGCAAUCGUUCGUAGAUCAGUACUUUAGGUAUACGGUAUUCCCUUUGUCACAUGGAAAACAGUGUGUGUUCCAGUGCGGCCGGCACGGAACUGAUCACGUGUACUCCGGACGAUUGGCAGGAGAAACCGCCGAAGCUGGCGAGCAUUGCGGACCCGCAGCUGAGAGAAUGGGCGUAUAAACUGAACGGAAUCUGGAAACAGUUGUGCAGACAGAUCGACCCGACGAUCGGACAGCACUCCUCCAGAUACUCCCUUCUUUACGUCCCCCAUCCUUUCAUAGUCCCUGGAGGAAGAUUCAGAGAGUUUUACUACUGGGAUGCUUACUGGAUUAUCAAAGUAACUUUAACUUAGACCUAAAAUUAACCUUACCAAUUGACUCAUUCAUUUAGGGUUUGAUUGCAUGUGAAAUGUACAAUACCACGAGAAGCAUGAUCAGAAACCUGGCCACGAUGGUCGAGCAACACGGAUUCGUGCCGAACGGAGGACGCGUUUAUUAUCUGCAGAGGAGCCAGCCGCCCCUUCUCUCCGCAAUGGUCUAUGAACUUUAUGAAGCAACCAAUGAUAAGACAUUCAUUGCGGAGCUCCUGCCGACUCUUUUGAAAGAGCUCAGCUUCUGGAAUCAACAAAGAAUGGUGAAUGUGACGAUGAACGGGAAGGACUACCAAGUGUAUCAGUACAAGACGCAGAGCAACGUGCCGAGGCCGGAAUCAUAUCGGGUCGACACACAAAACUCGGCCAAGUUGGCCAACGGGGCCAGUACCCAACAGUUUUACCAGGUUUUGCCGGAUUAUUUAGAAAUUCGGAUUAACUUUUAUUGUUUUUUUUUCAGGAUCUUGCCAGUGCGGCCGAAUCGGGAUGGGACUUUUCCACUAGAUGGUUUUCUGAUUAUAAGAAUCUCACGACAAUCGAAACAACCAAGGUGCUUCCGGUUGAUUUGAACGGUCUUCUCUGCUGGAACAUGGAUAUAAUGGAGUACCUUUACGAACAAAUCGGCGACACGAACAGCUCGCAGAUCUUCCGCAACCGAAGGGCCGAAUUCCGGGACACCGUGCAGAAUGUGUUCUACAAUAGAACAGACGGCACGUGGUACGACUACAAUUUGCGUACCCAAUCCCACAAUCCGAGGUUCUAUACGAGCACUGCCGUUCCGCUUUUCACCAACUGCUAUAACACUUUGAAUACUGGAAAAUCACAAAAAGUGUUCGAUUAUAUGGAUGUAAUUGAAACUUUACAAUUUUAUUUAUUCCAUCUAUGUUCAGAAAAUGGGAGUGUUCAACUAUCCGGGCGGAAUUCCGUCGUCGAUGUCGCAAGAGAGCGACCAGCAAUGGGACUUUCCGAACGGAUGGAGUCCCAACAAUCACAUGAUCAUUGAGGGGCUCAGAAAGUCGGCGAAUCCCGAGAUGCAGGACAAGGUAAUUGGAGGUUCCCAGGGUCAGAAGAGCACUUGAAAUGAGUAGCCAUCGAGCAAAAGGGUUACUUGUUUCUUUGGCAAACAGUUCUCUCAGGUACACAAAAAGUUCUGUUUUUUUGCUGUUGUUUGCUUGUUGAUCUGUGGUUUGUUUGAAAAUAUCAUCCGAUCCCCAAACCUAAACAUUUUCCCUCAAAGGAUCCUUCUGUAGUCGUCUCAACAUCACCCACUUGUACUAUGAGCACACAAUUAUAUGCAUUGUAACUGUAAGAGCUCACCAACUGCUGACCCGCACUAGAGUGUGAAAACCAAUCUGUUUCUUCGGUUUGCCGUCUUCCCUUCUCACCUCGUUACAACCGGAAGAGCACACGCGGCGAAGGGAAGGCGGCAGACAGAAAGAGUCCGAACGAGGAGAUAAUCGAUGACACCUUCUGUUCGGAUCCAUCUGACGCAUAUUCUGUUUUCAGGGAUUCCUCAUCGCCUCCAAAUGGGUGCUCGGCAACUUCCGAGUGUUCUACGAGACUGGUCACAUGUGGGAGAAGGUGAGCGAAAUCCCUUUCGUGUGAAACUCGUCAUGUAUUCACUCCUUUUCGCGCGGGAAAACGGGACCAUCAUAAUCAUAAUCAUCACUAUACAUCCUUCUCUUCUUUUCUAUUUUCCCACUCCAAAUCAUAUGUAAAUAUGAUUUUAAGAGGGUCCGCCGCUCCACAUAAGCUCUUCACAUGCAUCUUCCGCCCGCGGAUUCGCUAUUCUUGCGGUUAUUAUGCAGAUUGUGUUAAAUCGCGUGCCCUGGAGCGGAGGACUUAGUAGGCCCCGUAUCUACUACGGUAGACGCCGCUGAGCCACUGGGAGCGGGCCAAGCAUCGUCCACGGGCCAGCAAUUGUCGACAAAGUAGGUGGUAACAGGUGUACAAAGGAAAAACAUGACCGUAAGGACCCAUUAUGUCGCGUGUUGACUUGUGGUUACCUCACUCUCGUCACUAAUCCGCCAUGGCCUCAAUCCUGAUAGUGGCCAACCGUUAAUGGUAGUUGCUGCUGCUGCAGCGUGUAGAUGUUUAUCUUGGCGCUUAGCGAGAUGAUAUAACUGCGGACAGGUGACGACGAAUCCCUUCUCCGGGGAACACCCGCAAUCGGUCAGUCAGACUUUUUCGGGCGGGAGAAAGAGAGGAUGAGAAAGACGGUGUUUUGGCAGCGACAAGGGUGAAGUAUACACUUGACUAAAGCGUUUCUUUUCCGUCUGCCUACAGUACCACAAUGGGUCUCGAUGCGCGAAAGGCAAGAAUGGCAUUGGUUUGAUUGGCACCACUUAUCGGUGAUCAUGACCUUCUCAGUCUUGUUCAUCAUCAUCGUUUUGUGAUUUCACUCUCCUAUGAUCUUUGGGAUGUUUGGGGGAAAGUAGGAGGAAAGUGUUAAGAAGCGUUGAGACAGGUGUUCUGGUCUCGAUUACACCAAGUCAGACUUGCAGUACAAACACAGUUAGCAAAACACUGUGAAACACUUCACACCUCGAGGACAAUAGACAGUCGCUCCACUCGCGAAUGGGUGUGAUUCACACUUUGGCAUGCGUCUUCACCGUUUUGAAAUCGUAAACACACGUGGCAGGACAUGAACAAACUGAUAGGAUCGGGCUCAGAUGGGGUGCAAACAUGUGACCCAUCCUCUUCUACCGUAGUCCUCUGUGUCAAUUAUUGAAGCACUUAUCGCGCGUGUGUCUAUUGGAGCCCCCGUCUGUCACCAACUCUUGAGAGUCCUGUGCCCAUCUAAAUUCUAGUGUCGCACAAAAGAAGCGCGAGUUGUUAGGAGUACAAAUUAGCAUAAAUCUGUGCUGACAGCUUGCUUGCAAAUGGAAUCAUUGCAAUUAUGUCUUUCAGUACAACGUCAUCGGAAGCUAUCCAAUGCCCGGAUCUGGAGGAGAGUAUGAUGUGCAGGUUGGGUGGAGGGUGAAUUCCAUUUAGAUGGUUUACUUUCAGGAUGGAUUCGGAUGGACGAACGGCGCGAUUCUGGACCUUCUCCUGACCUACAACGACAGACUCUUCGUGCCUGAGAACUUUAUCAACGCGACGAGCACGACGGCUUCUUCUUCCGGCCUGGAAACUACGACUCGUUCUGCUCCCGGCCUUUUCUCCGCUUCAUGGGUCUUCUUGUUCACUAUCUUAAUUUAUCACCUCACCCAACCAUCCUCAUCAUAA
This is a messenger RNA of Caenorhabditis sp. 36 PRJEB53466, 4012 nucleotides long. The record is from the annotation of a GenBank genome assembly. NCBI's taxonomy places the organism in Eukaryota, Metazoa, Nematoda, Chromadorea, Rhabditida, Rhabditidae.